CAGCUGAGUUUUUGCGGCGAAUUUUGAAAAUGACGCAAGGGAUGAUCGCGACCAAUCAGAGCUCAGAACGGAGAUUGACAUGUAAAUGAUUUUGCCUUUUAAGGGCAAGUCUCCGCCCUCUUCAAGUCCAUGCUUGUCCCCCCCGAGAGCGCUGGAGCCACGGAACCCGAGAGAAGGUGCGCUCCGCUGGGACAGAGAAGGCAUAAAGAGACGGGGAGGGAGGGAGGGAAUGAGAUUUCUUGCUACCCAAUCCCUCUUUUCCCCAGGGACAGCAAGCCUUCCCUGGUCCAUCCCUCCCUCUUGUUUGGUAAUCAUUUCAUUUUACUCCUUUUUGAAGCAGUCGUCCGUUUUAUCCCACUUUUCAUUUCACAAUCCCGUGCGCGUCUGUUCGCCUUCUUCUUCAGAGCAAGUUCCCGUUCUCCCCUCUUUCUCCCCGCGACGAGAAGGUCUGCUUGAUCCCGGCUGAUCGUUUCCUUUGAGAUGCUCCACAGCUCUUGCCUUCUCUCCACCCUCUUUUAACUAGAGACCGGUUAAUCUUGAGUGAACUGAACUUGGGUUUGGAAUCUAAAAGAAAGAGGAACACCCAAAGGGAUACGGCAGCGCGUCUUUGGAUAAGGACCUCUUUCCUCUUGUUGCACUUUGGGGAAGAUUUUUUCCCUUUCAGUUGGUUUUUGUUAAUCCAGGUGGUGCAGGAGGAUUAUUCCACUCGAGCUGGUGUUGAGAGACAUCCCCCAGAAGGCUAUUUUCAUGUUCUCCAUCCAGGACGGUCUCCCACGGGGAGCCUUGACCAUGAAAGAAGAGCCCCUUACGAGUGGCAUGACGCCGGUGCGCUCUUGGAUGCAGAGCGCCGGGAUACUGGAUGCCAACACAGCUGCGCAAAGUGGUGUGGGUUUGGCAAGAGCCCAUUAUGAGAAACAGCCUCCCUCGAACCUGCGCAAGUCAAACUUCUUUCACUUCGUUCUGGCCCUGUAUGACCGGCAGGGACAGCCUGUUGAGAUCGAGAGAACCUCCUACGUGGACUUUGUGGAAAAAGACAAAGAAUACAAUGGUGAGAAGACCAACAAUGGCAUCCACUACAGGUUACAGCUUCUCUACAGCAACGGUAUCAGGACAGAACAGGAUCUGUAUGUUCGAUUAAUAGACUCCAUGACUAAACAGGCAAUCCUUUAUGAAGGCCAAGACAAAAACCCAGAGAUGUGCCGUGUUCUUCUCACCCAUGAGAUCAUGUGCAGCCGGUGUUGUGACAAGAAGAGCUGCGGGAACCGAAACGAGACGCCAUCUGAUCCUGUCAUCAUCGACAGAUUUUUCCUGAAAUUCUUUCUCAAGUGUAAUCAGAACUGUUUGAAAAAUGCAGGGAAUCCCAGAGACAUGAGGCGAUUUCAGGUGGUGGUGUCCACCACAGUGAAUGUGGACGGCCAUGUGCUGGCCGUGUCAGAUAACAUGUUUGUCCACAACAACUCCAAACAUGGCCGGAGGGCGCGACGCCUGGACCCUUCUGAAGCAGCCACUCCAUGCAUUAAGGCAAUCAGUCCCAGUGAGGGAUGGACGACUGGGGGGGCCACUGUCAUCAUCAUUGGGGACAACUUCUUUGACGGUUUACAAGUGGUCUUCGGCACAAUGCUAGUUUGGAGUGAACUCAUCACACCUCACGCUAUCCGGGUGCAGACGCCCCCUAGACACAUCCCUGGGGUCGUGGAGGUCACACUCUCCUACAAGUCCAAGCAGUUCUGCAAAGGAGCUCCGGGACGUUUCGUCUACACAGCUCUGAACGAACCCACCAUAGACUACGGCUUCCAGAGGCUACAAAAGGUCAUUCCUCGUCACCCUGGAGACCCGGAGAGGUUACCUAAGGAAGUUCUGCUGAAAAGAGCCGCAGACCUGGUGGAGGCGCUGUAUGGAAUGCCUCAUAACAAUCAGGAGAUCAUUUUAAAGCGUGCUGCAGACCUGACGGAGGCGCUGUACAGCGUGCCUCGGAGCCAUAACCAGUUGCCCUCGCUGACAGGCUCUGGUGCUCACUCGGGCAUGAUGGGAGUUAACUCUUUCAGCAGCCAGCUCGCCGUCAACAUCUCUGAGGCCUCACAGGGAGACCAAGGUUACUCUCGUAACUCGAACAGUGUGUCUCCUCGCGGGUAUGUGCCGAGCUCCACACCCCAGCAGUCUAAUUACAACACCAUCACCUCCACCAUGAAUGGAUAUGGAGCCGGGAUGACCAACCUGGGCGUCCCUGGAUCCCCAAGUUUCCUCAACGGAUCCGCCGCCAACUCUCCAUACGCAAUCAAACAGAAGAGCGCCUUCGCGCCUGUCGUCCGGCCACAGACCUCCCCGCCCCCCACCUGCACCAGCACCAAUGGGAGCAGUCUACAGGCUAUGGCCGGUCUGAUUGUCCCUCCCAUGUGAAGAGGAACCUCUAAGGCUUCACUGAGCCCACAACAAACUCACUGGCUCACCAAAUCUGUCUGACACUCUCUUAUCGAACAUCACCAGUCCUACGAGGAGCUGCCCGAAAAGAACAUAUACACCUGGAUCGCUAAAAGAAAAAGAAAAAUAGAAAAGUGUACCUGGCCUGAAAAUGUCCCAUGUCCUGAAAUGUCAAUAGAUGUGUUUGUUUUGCUCUCUAUGAUUUCAUCCUUUGAGACUCGCCAUACCGGGUGGCAUAAAAGCUGGAUAUUAUCGCAAUGUGAAUGAGAAGCCAAGGUUUUGAUACGUUCACGGCUGUAGGGGCUUCUUUGCAUGGCUGAUGUUGUCUGUAGACUGUCUGUUUCAUACUGUAUAUCUGUCCUGUUUCCACUGUGAGAAGAGAGAUGCCACUCAUCCAGAUGGGACUGUGACGACUCAAAAUGCCAUUUGGAAACCACUCAUUCCUAAUUACGAAAUGCAACAUAAAGCUGAUGUAAUUUCCCUUCGCUUUUGUUUUAAACCAUCAAAUGAGAUCACAAACAAAUGAUCCCAGACUGAAGAGCGCGAUAUUUAGUAAUCAUCAGGAUGAUGAUGGAUGUCAGUCAUUUUUACUCAUACUGUUUCUGUAGUUCCUGUAUAGUUCCAGGUGUGUGGAUAGGUAGAUUUAAGCCAGGAAUGCUUUCUGCAGUUUUAAUCACAUUUAGGUACCAGACUUAUUGUUGAACUUCUUAUUGUGCUUUUUUGUAUGUAUUUAUACAAGUUUGUUUGUUUUGGGAUUUCUUUGGUGAGUUAGGCCUGAAUAAUAGUAUCAAAUAUCUAUGUCAACACAUUUGAUGUCUUAAUACCUUUUAGAUCUUGUAAAAAGAGUGAAAAAUAAAAGCGAUUACAAUUUUUUUGUAAAAACAAAAAUGACAAUGACAAGAAAAAAAAAAAAAAAAUUGACAAGAAAAAAAAAAAAAAAAAGAAGAAGGUCUGGACAUGACCAGGACACCUGUUUUUUAAAAGCAGGAUGCAAAGCUCCACUGCUUUUGUAAAAAAAAAAAAAAAAAAAAAAAAAAAACUUUUUUCAAUCGUAUAUUUAAUGUUUUAAUUUUGCAAAAAGCAUUUGUGUUCUUGUUCCCUCCUCUUGUAUCGUGUGUUCUCGUGAAACGUGUAUGAUCAUAGUUAUUUCCUAAUGCACUUUUUUUGUUGGGGCACUUACAAAAGCUAUGUAUGUUAGCAAGCAGAGCAAAAUAAUCAUAAAAAAAAAAAAUUUGAAAACCUAUAGAAAUAUGCACCAAUAUGUUUUCCAAUGACGAUUUUCUUUUAACUGAUUACUCUUUGCUUUGGUCAUGAUAACUGAAAUGGCUAAUCGUUCAUCAUGUGAUUUUUUUAUGUUUCUAAAUUGUUUCCAUAAUACUUCUCUGUCCUUGUUGAGGUUUAUUUUACAUUAGAUAUGCGUUGUUUCGACAGAUAAAAAGUCAAAAUUUCUAUCUAAUGUGCUGAUAAAUGUGCCACAUGUUGAAACGAAGCACAUUUUGACGUGGAAUCAUUCAUUGACAUCAGUGUUGCUGGAGAUGUUCUUAGCUGUUGCACACACAUGCACAAGUUAUGCAAUUUGUAUUCAAAUGCAACUCGCAAUUCACAUUUCGGUGGAUUAGCUGUGAAAUAAAUUAACGGAAGGAAAUAUAAUGAUGCCUUAAAAUAGGAUGUGCUCCAGGACAGUAUAUCUCAAAUCACAAAUAAACAAUUUUAAAAACUGUCUGAUACGAUGCAUUUAAAUAAUUAUGAAACGGCAAUGUUUUAGGUCUUAGUAGGAAAAAGGUAGAGAAUUAUUGUGGAAAUAUGACUUCGGUAAUCAUUGUAUUGCAGGUUGUCAUCUUCACGAAGGAGGUUACUUAGUCAUGUAUGGUUUUGUUUCUGUUUGUGAUUAAAUACCACAGACUGACCACUUGGAAACAAUGUAAUUUUAAUAUUCCAGUUAUGAUUUUUCUCUAUUUUCCUAAAGUGAGUGAAGGUGUGUUUGCUAAGAUGAAAUGUGAAAGAAAUUAUGGUUUCUGAAGACCUCUUUUAAUUUUCCAGGUGACCUAAUUACUUUACAUUCGUCCUUUUGGGGUUUAGACAUAAAUGGGGUAAAGAAAAUACAAUUUGACAGUGCCCUAUUAUAUUAAAACAGCUGAAUUCAAUCUCAGAGUUCACUUGAAAACAUCUCAGAGAACCAGCUUGUCUGGAAACACACACACACACACACACACACACACACACACACACACGUCCAUCCAUUUCACCCAUGCAUUCAGUUUCUUAAUAGCUUGUGAAAGGUUUUUGUUGUCAUAGAUGUAGAGAGCUGGCUUCUGCUUUCUUUUUUCAAAACCAGUUUUCUUUGGAAAUGUUAAACUUGAGGUGAAAUAGAGAAAGGUACUGCAUCUUUGUGAAAUAUGAAAUAUUAUAUCAAAAUAUAUCAAAGCACAAUGUUUAAUUAAUGUCUUUAGAAUUCAGACAGGGAGAUGUAUUCUACUUUCCUUUUUUCUCUCUGACCAUGCUGUAAAUAAAUGCAUGUUUUUCCUUCGUUUUUAUUUCAGUUUUUUUCCUGUGAUCCCGUGCUUUUUGUACAGAAACUGAAAAUAAAGAUUACAUUUGGCUUGAAAA
Molecule: messenger RNA, 5025 nt
Organism: Carassius carassius (crucian carp)
Lineage: Eukaryota; Metazoa; Chordata; Actinopteri; Cypriniformes; Cyprinidae
Product: transcription factor COE3-like
Exons: 16
Coding region: 748-2397 (549 amino acids)
Biological process (GO): regulation of transcription by RNA polymerase II
Molecular function (GO): DNA-binding transcription factor activity, RNA polymerase II-specific; RNA polymerase II cis-regulatory region sequence-specific DNA binding
Source: RefSeq, a predicted model, not a curated record